GUAUUCGUGCACGCCCUCAGUUUGACCAGAAUUAUCCUUCUUCUAAUAGGGUACAUUUGGAUGCUUGCGCUGCCGCUCCCUGAGCUCAGCCAAAGCACAUACAUCGAUGAGAAUGCUCUCCAGCCCGCCCAAGUGGCUACGUAUUGGAAUUGGGGCGACGUUCACCGUGCAGACAGUUACCUCUCCGAGCUCGAAGCGCUACGAGACAGGAAUGCAUCAAGCGAGGAACGGGCAAACUACUUCAUGACCGAGUUCGCCAAACUAGGCAUCUCGACUUCGACACAAAAAUACGCGUUCACAACCAGCACCGAAAUGAUAUCCGGAACUAAUGCAUAUGCUGUGCUUUCAUCUCCCAGGACCUCAGGGACUGAGGCCAUACUCCUCAGCGCUUCUUGGCUAAGCCAGAGCGGUCCCGACGAUGGCGCUUUGAACCUGCGCGGGGUCUCCACAAUACUGGCACUGUCUGCUUUCUUGAAACGAUACUCACAUUGGUCAAAGGACAUCAUCUUUGUUAUCAGCGACGGCUACCUUGAUGGUAUGCAUGCGUGGCUGAGCGCAUAUCACGGCUCAGGUCAAUCCAACCUCGAAGCCGAACAUCUUGCACAUCAGUCUGGCGUUAUAUGGACAGCUCUGAACAUCGACUAUCCUGGUCAUUCCUUUUCUCACCUAGGCGUUUUCCGAGAGGGCCUGAACGGUCGUCUUCCAAAUCAAGACCUCAUAAAUUCCUUUCGCGUCAUCUCCCACCACACUGGCGGUGUCCCCGUUGUGCUCUACGACCAGGUUGAGCCGUCCGAAUUUCCCGGACAUCAAAAUAUCUUGCAAAUCAUCCCACAAUGGGUGCCAAAAGCUGUCGCUGAAAGAUCUGACGUGACUGAAUAUGCGUAUCGAGCCAAGAACGUCCUUCGGCAUGUGGGGUAUCAAGCUAGGGGACGGACUAGCGGCGUGCAUGGGCUUUUGCAUCAAUUCCGUAUAGACGCUAUCACGCUUUACGCAGUACCCUCAAACGGUCCCCACGGUUUCCAUGCGCUAGGCCGCAUUGUCGAAUCGACUCUCCGUACGAUGAGCAACCUCAUCGAGCGCCUACACGCCUCUUUCUUUUUCUACAUCAUGACCACUCCCGGCACCUUCCUAAAGAUCGGCAAGUAUCUCCCCAGCGCGGUGCUCAUCGGUACAGCGCUCAUGUUUGGGGGGCUGGGUGAGUGGGUGAAUGCGGGGUGGACGCAAGUCGUCGAGGAUGAUGAAGGGGACGAGAAGAAGGAUGCGGAUCCAGAAGGGCCCAAGGUGAAGUGGAUCAGGCGAAGGCGGGAUGUGCUCCCGGUCCUGGGAAUCAUGUGCGCUACGCAUGGUGUAGGAGCGAUCUUAUUUACCGCGCUUUCGUCGACAUGGUUCAUGAAGAAUCAAAUGACACUGACCUUACCUGUAAUAUUCUUCACCGCUCUCCUCCCCCUCGCUGCCCUACUCUUUCCAACAUAUGACCCCUCUACUCGCGCGCCGCUCCCAACCUUGCUCAAAUCUCUUCUUCUCUGCUUCGCUAGCACCAUCGUCUCCAUCACCUCUGUCGUCAACUUUUCCCUCGCUGCCUUCCUUGCCGUUCUUCUCGGCGUCCCGCUUUCCCUUGCCGCAUCUAUAUCCUCUUCCCUGCACGUGCGGCUCUCGGCGUACAGCGUUUACGUGGCGCUCGCGCUGGGGUGGCUCACCGUAUGGGAAGAGGUGCGGCAGGCGGUGUGGCACUGGGAAGUGCUGGGCGUGUGGUUUGCGCCGUUUAUGUGUGUCGUGUAUGUUCCACUCGUACUGCAGGCGGGCAUUGUAUCGCUCCUCCCCCCGUCGUAGCCCUUGAUUGGUGACGAUAUACGCGAAGAUCGACCGUGGAAUUUGGGAAUCGAAUUGAAUACACAUACACCGUGAUCGUUC
This is a messenger RNA of Heterobasidion irregulare TC 32-1, 1911 nucleotides long. RefSeq lists its product as uncharacterized. The coding region runs from base 61 to 1830 and encodes 589 amino acids. Lineage: Eukaryota; Fungi; Basidiomycota; Agaricomycetes; Russulales; Bondarzewiaceae. The transcript has 10 exons. Gene Ontology annotation, cellular component: membrane; GPI-anchor transamidase complex. The record is from RefSeq and is a predicted model, not a curated record. Gene Ontology annotation, biological process: attachment of GPI anchor to protein.